AUGGCUGAGCAAGAAAAUGAAAGAACAAUUGAUCGAUUCUCAAAAAAGGAACAUUCGUUUGGUAUUGCAAAAAGCAAAGACAAAAAUAGGUGUCGUGCUACAUGCGAGGAAACAUUAGAACUGGUCAGGAGAUUUAGAAAUCUGUACUACAAAGACGGAAAGGAAAUCCUGAAAAUACUGGAGGGGCUGCCAGAGUUCUGCGGUUCCAAGGAUCUACAGCAUAAAAUACUUAUGUUAACCGUUGUGCUCUCUUAUCGCUCAGUGCAGCAAAAUGUUGAACGACGACGUCGAAUGAUUUUUAAAAUUCUCGGUGAUCUACCAUCUGAGAACGAAGAGAGUGAGAAUCUUGAAGAUGCAAUUUAUAAAUACAUGAGUCGAAAAGCUGUCGACAACCAUGGAAAAAAUAGCAUCACCAAGGCAAUUUUUAUAAGUUGCAAGAAUCGUUAA
Brugia pahangi is the source of this 447-nucleotide messenger RNA. Lineage: Eukaryota; Metazoa; Nematoda; Chromadorea; Rhabditida; Onchocercidae. The record is from the annotation of a GenBank genome assembly.